This is a messenger RNA of Medioppia subpectinata, 1466 nucleotides long. Lineage: Eukaryota; Metazoa; Arthropoda; Arachnida; Sarcoptiformes; Oppiidae. The record is from the annotation of a GenBank genome assembly.
AUGAAUACUAAAUAUGAACUUCAAGACAUAUUUGCCGAACACUACGACCCGGAAGAGGACGAAGACGACGACAAUGAAAAGAUAAUUUAUCCCAAAAGCGAUGAACAGCGGCAGAGAUUGGGAGAAGCGGUUAAAAAUAUAUUACUCUUCCGUUCAUUAGAUCCCUUGGAAAUGUCUGAAGUAAUCGAUGCUAUGUUUGAAAGAAAAGUCGAAGAGGGAGAGAUCGUCAUCAGACAGGGAGAUGACGGCGACUACUUCUAUGUCAUAUCGGAUGGGACCUAUAAAAUUGUGGUGUCAGUAGACGACGGGUCUGAGCGAGAAGUGGGUGAAUACACGGGUUCGGGUAGUUUUGGUGAAUUGGCGCUCAUGUAUAAUAUGCCGCGAGCAGCCACUGUCAAAGCCAUGACAGUCGGCUCACUCUGGGCUAUGAGUCGACACACUUUCCGAAAAAUAGUUCUGAAAAGAGCUUUUAGGAAGAGGAAAGAAUACGAGAACUUAAUUGAAAAAGUGGACAUGCUCAAAUCAUUGGAACCCUACGAAAAGAUGUCAUUAAGUGAUGCUCUGUUGCCGCGAAGAUUCGUCUCCGGAGACCUUAUUAUAAGACAAGACGACGAGGCGGACGGUAUGUAUUUCGUUCAGGAAGGCAUUGAGGGACACGAACAGGAAUUGUCACGUCUAGAAAAAGGAGGAUAUUUUGGUGAAUUAGCACUGAUAACACAUCGGCCCAGAGCGGCAUCAGCUUAUGCUCAAAGUGCUGAAUUCUGGAUGUGCACGCGUUUGAGCGCCUGUUGGGUCCAGUGAUGGAUAUAAUGAAGCGAAACUUUAACCAUUAUGAGGACCAAUUGGUCAAAAUAUUUGGGUCCAAAUCAAAUGUUGCAGACUUACGAUGACUGUCAUGAGUGGUUUGGCAGUGCUUUUGUUGGGACUGAACGAGCAAUCGAUGCGAAGAUGUGGUCAAAGGGCAGACUUAUUGCACAAUUAAAUUGAAUUCUUCCCCUAAUUUGAGAAAUAAUUUCCAGUCAACGGUGUUUUGCAGUGAAAAACAAUCCUUUUAUAUUCCGUACUGUUAUACUGUAUUAACAGUGUUUUAUUGCCAAAAACUUAGUCAUUGUUUUUAUAAUAAAUGUUAAUUGAAAUCUACGAACAAUUUUUAGGCAAAAGAAAAAAUCAUUUCAAACAUCAAUAUCUAAUGAAGUAAAUCGUUAUUUCAAUUGCAUUAACGAGAAAACCAAGCAUUGAUUGCUUCGACAAAGUCAUCAGAGCUUACAUUCAAUUCUAGUGAACAUAAUAUUAAAUAAAUAAUACAUUAAUAAUUUGUGUUCCCUUUAUAUAAAUAUAUAUGUAAAAUAAGUUUAGUUCAAAAUAUUAAAACUCAUUGUUUCGACAUUAGAGACGUUUUCCCAAUUAAGAGUCCAAACGAGUACUUCAUUUAUCAAUUAAUUAAAUACUAAAAUUCAGAGCAAUAU